Molecule: messenger RNA, 2121 nt
Organism: Cebus imitator (Panamanian white-faced capuchin)
Lineage: Eukaryota; Metazoa; Chordata; Mammalia; Primates; Cebidae
Product: dual specificity tyrosine-phosphorylation-regulated kinase 4
Exons: 14
Coding region: 386-2002 (538 amino acids)
Biological process (GO): peptidyl-serine phosphorylation; peptidyl-threonine phosphorylation
Cellular component (GO): nucleus
Molecular function (GO): protein serine/threonine/tyrosine kinase activity; ATP binding; protein serine/threonine kinase activity
Source: RefSeq, a predicted model, not a curated record
CGCUCCGUGUUGUAUUUAUCCUAACUGCUGGCAGGGAGAACAGAGGUCUUUUGGUCCUCAGUCAUCUCAACCAGUAGGCUGGAGGACUUCUGGCUUUUCUGCAUCUCAGCGUUGCCUCUGCUGGUUUCCGGGACUUGAGAAGCUAGCUGAGCUCCAGGAUCACAGGUUAGGCUAUGCCAGGAAGAGAACCUGGGAGAGAGUCCUAGGGAGGGAAGCUGUUAAUUUAGGAUGUUACAUUUCAAUCUCCCUGACAACCACAAGAUGCUACAAAGUACAUCAAGAAUCAUCCUGAAGACACAUUUGCAUUUUCAGCAUCAGAAGCGUAGAGGCUUCACCCAGCCGUUCUCCGGUGCCCAGGUCGUGGACUGCAAAAGAAGCAUCCCUUAUGCUCUGGACUCCUAACACCAGGAUUACUUCACUCCCCUUUGCGGACACUAAGGGGAAGAAGAAUAUGGUAAGCUUCCCACACAUUAGCAGCAAAGUCCUGCUGAAGUCAUCCCUGCUGUAUCAGGAGAAUCAAGCUCACAAUCAGAUGCCGACCUCACAGCUCAAGGCUUCAAAAAUACCUUGCCACCCUAGCAUUGAAACCCAGGAUUCCAAGGCAGAGGAGAAGUCACCAAAGAAGCACAAGGUGCCUCUGACAGCAGCAGAGGCCCUAAAGCUUUUUAAGAACCAGCUCUCUCCGUAUGAGCAAAGUGAAAUCCUGGGCUACACGGAGCUAUGGUUCCUGGGGCUUGAAGCCAAGAAGCUCAACGUGGCUCCUAAGAAAUUCAGCAAGACGAGUUUUGAUGAUGAGCAUGGCUCCUAUCUGAAGGUCCUGCAUGACCACAUUGCCUACCGCUAUGAGGUUCUGGAGAUGAUCGGGAAGGGGUCGUUUGGACAGGUGGCCAAGUGCUUGGAUCACAAAAACAAUGAGCUGGUGGCCCUGAAAAUCAUCAAGAACAAGAAGAGGUGUGGCUUGGGGGAUGGCAUAGGCCACAGAGGAGGGACUCUUGCACAGAGGUUGCAACUGGCAGUGCACAAGUUCAAACUCAGCCUUCUACUGUUUUUCCCCCACAUGCAUCACUUUCCCCCUCUCUUUUCCAGAAUCAACUUGUACGAGCUGAUGAAGAAUAACAGCUUUCAAGGCUUCAGUCUGUCAAUAGUUCGGCGCUUCACUGUCUCUGUUUUGAAGUGCUUGCAAAUGCUUUCCGUAGAGAAAAUCAUUCACUGCGAUCUCAAGCCCGAAAAUAUAGUGCUAUACCAAAAGGGCCAAAUCUCUGUCAAAGUCAUUGACUUCGGAUCAAGCUGUUAUGAAAACCAGAAAGAAUACACGUAUAUCCAAAGCCGGUUCUACCGAUCCCCAGAGGUGAUCCUGGGCCACCCCUACGACAUGGCCAUUGACAUGUGGAGCCUGGGCUGCAUCAUGGCAGAGUUGUACACGGGCUACCCCCUGUUCCCUGGGGAGAAUGAGGUGGAGCAGCUGGCCUGCAUCAUGGAGGUGCUGGGCUUGCCGCCAGCCCGCUUCAUUCAGACGGCCUCCAGGAGACAGACGUUCUUCGAUUCCAAAGGCUUGCCUAAAAGUAUAACCAACAACAGGGGGAAGAAAAGAUACCCAGACUCCAAGGACCUCAUGAUGGUGCUGAAAACCUAUGACACCAGCUUCCUGGACUUUCUCAGAAGGUGUUUGUUGGAUGGAGAGGUGUUAGCAAAAUACUCUUCUGGCAUCUGUGCACUCUGGAAUUUUGGUACUAGCUCAAGGGUGAACCAUGAGCCUUCAGCAGAUGAGAUCACCAGAGAGACUAUAGACAAAACAAAAGAUGGCCCCAUGAGGCAUAUUCAGCAUUCAGGUGAUCAGCGGGACCCUCUCCAGCACACAGCUGACACUGUUCAGCUGCCUCCACUGGUAGAAGCUCUCCCGAAGUCAGAGGCAGCUGUUGGGGCAGAAGUGUCCAUGACCUCCACAGGACAGAGCAAAAAUUCCUCCCCAAAGAACACAAACAUUUUACCCCCCAUUGUAUGACCUUUGCUGAGGGUGUGUCCUGCUCCUUUCCACCAGUGAUUUGUAUUGACAGCACUUACAUUGGACAAUACUUCAGACUGUUGCUUUUUAAUACAGAAAAGUUUAUUUAAAAAAACUCU